AUGACCUCUACGGGUCCCAAGCUUUCUCCACAAUACCUCGAGCUCUCGAGUUCCGACGAUACCGAUGAGACUGAGCUGGCUCGACGCGAACUCACGUUGGCGGGCGCGUCUACUGUGAGCCUUCUAGCUUACGCCGAUUGCAGCUCUUCUCAAGCCCUGCAAGGCAUCUUUGGCUCGGAAGCAUUCAGUACUGCGCGGAAGAUGAAUGCUAUUUCGGAGUUGUACUUACUUCCUCCAGUCUCUGUGGAAACGUCGAAGCUGCCCCCUUUAGUAUUGGCUUGGUCAAAUCGCUUGCAGACUUGGUUCAUUGGCUUCUGCGGCACCCGUACGCUGGCGGAUCUCAAGGUGGACAUCAACGUAAAUCACACACCCGAUCCUGAUCUGGCUUCGUGCUUUCACAGCGGUUUUUACAAGCGUGCGAUGCUUUACAAAGAUUUCGUGCGACGCCUGAGCCUCGAUGCGCGGGUGGUGCUAUGCGGUCAUAGCUUGGGAGGCGCCAUUGCAGCUAUUGUUGGGUACUGCGUACUCGCCGGGCUGGGUUCAAAUAAGGUCCUCAAGAACACCUGGACCUCAGCUCAUCCCGAUACCACAACCACUUGCUUAUCAGUCGUGACUUUUGGUGCUCCUGCCACGAUGGUCACGGAAAUCAAAUCCAACACUGCCCGACCCCACUUACGUCUGCGUGGCUUAAUUCACCAUAUCAUCAAUCGCGAGGACAAGAUUCCUUUCCUGCUCGCGAGAAGCUACUGGGGAAUGUUCAGCAGUGUCUAUCAAACCGGGCUCUUUGGGAUUGGCGCUGUGGUACCAGAGGCUGUGCCCGCCUUGGAAGGCCUCAAAUGGGUUUUGCAGACAUGGUUCAACGAAAGAGGCCAUUUCGCGCACUUUGGGACGCUAUACUUGCUAGGCUAUGAGCCUAACAGACCUGACCCAACCUGCUGCAGGGUGACGUCUGAGGAUGGUCUUCCUACUUUGCCCAACAUCAACGUCGCAGAUGUGGAGAGAUUUCACUCGAUGAGGCACUACAACGACUGCGUCGAGCGAGCAUUCCGUCUAAAGGACAAGCAUGGGUUGCUAGGAAGCCCUUCACAAGCGAACGGUCAUCUUGAUGCCCUGCAAUUGCCUGCAAGACCAUUCAGCGCGAAUAUCACUGUCUACGACGAUCGCAUAUCGAUGGCGUUGGAAAUCUCCAAUCAAUUUCUACCAUUCACAGUGCACAGCAUUAUCUACCAGGUAGAUGGCCACAACGUCAUGCCAGAUUUCUCAUCGUUUGGUGAAGUACGCAGCAACGGUUUGAUCUCUGUAGCCGUGCUUGUCCAUUUGCGCAAGGACGGGUCUGGUUCUGUCCGCGAAAUUCUGGACAAGCUGCUUGGCCUUCGGACAUCUGUCACCCUGCUGGACGCUUUUGACCGAGCCCUGACUGUGACGGUCAGCGACGAAGACGUCCAUCUUGCUGAUCUUCGCGAUCUCAGCAUGUCCUCCACGUUCCGUUCCCUCCGACGAGCCAUGAUUGUGGCUUUUGCACAACAAAGUGGACAUGUGCUGCGUAUCAAAGCUUCAGAAGAUGCGAACACAACACCAGCGCAGCGUGUUCACAAUCGACAGGAAGCUAGGACGCUUUGUCCGGAGGCCAGCACAUUUGCGACGCGAAUCGACAGGCUGUGCUCCCAAGCACAACCUUCUGUCUUAAUCUCACAGCUACCUCAUGCUAUGAUGCUUAUUUCGGAGUUUUGGUAUGAGGGCGAGACAACGACCCGAGACGGCCAGCAGCGUGCAGCUCAAGUCGAUCUCGACACAUUGGAUGCCGAGGGUUUAACUCGCGAGCAGCAGCUUCUCGCACUGAUACCGCAAGCUUGUUCGCCAGGCGUCAAAAUUCUGCUACAUCAAAUCCUCAUCAAUAUCGACGCGAAGUCGACUGCGUAUUGCAAGCCUCGCGAUAUAAGCCAAGAUGUAGACAUGACCACCACCCUCGGUCAGGUCGACGCUGGCACAGCAACACGAUUUCGUCUCGCGCUGGAGGUGUUCAGCGAGGAGCUGUACGAGCGCGGUACCGACCCCGAUGAAGCAAUCAAGCAAGCAAAGGUUCAGACUCGCAAGCUUCUGGACAUCAUGAAGCUUAGUCAUGCCAUCAUCCUUAGCCAGCUAGAUGCUUCACCAGACUGCUUCGUAUGUCAAACCGACGCGUACGCCGCUCUAGCUGGCGCGGCAGGGGCCAUCUUGCCUGCAUACUGGGCUGGCAGGAGCUCCAUUGCCUGGAUAGGUGCUCUACUGGGAGCUCAAAACAAUGCAGGCAUCUUUUUUGGUGCAUUGACGCUCUCUGUGCACGGACUCAGCCUGUUCUUCACUAGCGUCGCCAUGCACCUCAUUGUCAACACCUUGCACGCUCGUCGUGCUCGCGACGCCCUUUUAGAAUCGGAGUACAACUCCAUGCUCGGCGUCUCGAGAGCCGCUUUGGACCUUCAGUCGGAGCCUUUCGAUAUGAUACGAGAAGAGGCGUUGAAAGACAAAAUCUCAAGGAGCGAUUCACGCAUCCUGAGUCCAGCAACGAUCGAUCACUGGAAGAAAGCGAUACAAGAAGGUCUACACCGCGUCUCAGGCUCUCCGAUCGCACUUCAGUACCACAGACCGUCAAGCUUCUGGGCUAAGUGGCUGUUCGACGUGUGCCAAGUGGCGUGCAUUCGAGCAGACCUGGCUCGACGGGUCUAUGUAGGCUACGAAGGUCCCACGGAAGUCGGCAAGACAAGCACCUUAGCCAUGGUCACCGCUGCUGAUCCUAGAGUCUUUGCAUCCGGCGAUGCCCUAAGAAAUCGCACGACCGAGAUACAGCUCUGGGCGCGUGACUCGAGCCGUAGUGCAGCAGUGUACUGCGAUUUUCCGGGCUCGGACGACCGAGACCAAGAGCUCCGCGAGGUCGCUGGUCUUUGCCGCGACAUUCUCGAUGUGAUCAUUUUUGUGGUGCCCAUUACAGCUCAGCGUGGUCAAGGGAGGAAAAAAGUCAUUCGAGAAAUUGCAGACUACCUUCUUCAGCGCGAGAAAAGCAAAGAUUUUCGUCCUUUUCUUAUUCUGGCAGCGAAGGUCGAUCAGCUCAGCUUCAAUCGUAGCAAGAAAGAGGCCUUCGACGAGAAUCUCGAAGCAAGCCGACAACAAUUGGUAGCUCAACUCAAAGAAGAGAUCCGGGGUCGCAAUACCGAAGCUCUACCAGCCACGGUUGAAGAGAGCAUUCUGACUUGGGAGGCUUCUCGAAUUCAGAGCGGCAAGUCUCCAAGUCUUAUCCACAUCGUCAAGACGACGCUUGAAGACUCAGUCAAGCCUUACACGAACUGGGCUCAGAUGAAUUACAGCAGCGACGCGCCACUGGCUGAUUGCCCCGAAGGCACUGAUUACAAGAUCGUAGAGACCGCCCUCCAGCAUCAUCUCUACACGCUCGCCGAGCAAGGAGUCAUCUGGGACAUCGUCUCUCUCAGAACUUGGCUUGCUACCUUAGCCCCGGGUAGCGUUCCCGGCACAGGCCUUGGUCGACGCUCGAAGCGCCUACAUCCCCCAACCUCCACCGAAGAAGACUAG
This is a messenger RNA of Ceraceosorus guamensis, 3561 nucleotides long. RefSeq lists its product as hypothetical. The record is from RefSeq and is a predicted model, not a curated record. The coding region runs from base 1 to 3561 and encodes 1186 amino acids. The transcript is spliced from 3 exons. Gene Ontology annotation, biological process: lipid metabolic process. Lineage: Eukaryota; Fungi; Basidiomycota; Exobasidiomycetes; Ceraceosorales; Ceraceosoraceae.